CGCGCAUGCGCAGAAGAGGCAGCGCAUAAUUUUGGCUGUAAUGGAUGAAGUGAAUUCUCUCUGAAUUAAGGGCCGUGGAGGGUUUUAUAUCCACGAACAUCGCCCAAUUUCUAGGUCUGGUCUCUUUCCAGAGCCGCUUAAGUGAACUGGAAUCAAUUUUAACACAUAAAUAUGUGAUCAUUUGCGAUGAAUAUGAAACUACAGAGAGUUUACACUGAACAUUAAAGCGAAUAUGUGAACAAGAAGCAAGCGGGUCAAGUUUUAUUUUCAGUUAUGUGGGACAAUAUCCCUACAGAGCGAGCUUUACUGGUUCAAAGCUCAGAAACCGUGUGCAAGGAGAGCUAAACAUCUGUUUAGGCUUUGAUAUCGAACAAGGAUAAACAAUCUAAAACAAGGACAUCCUGUAUUUUUCUUCUUUCUUUUUGUCUUUUCGAGGGACGCUAGCUUAGCUAAAGCUAGCCGAGAGGCGCGAGCGCAAUGCGCUGCUUGAGGCGCCCUGGAAACAAACGACCAGUGAUGGCAUCGUGAAAGACGCAUCGUUUAAAAAGCAUUUUUUGUUGUUAUUGUUGAAUUUGUACUCUCGGAUUGGAUAUAUCUGGACGCUGUUCAAAGACGCCACGGGACCGGGGAUGAGUUGUGGAUAACCUAUGCGCAUUAAAUCGCGUGCGCAUCUUUGUUUUGCUUCGAUCCGACUCUUUCGUCUGGCGAGAUUUCACACUUUUACCCAAUACUGAGCGAUUUCUGCUGUUCAUGUGCUGUCUUGACCACAUAGUUCCGCGUCUCCGGAGGACAGAGGUAUGCCUGGAUCAGACCGCCUGCAUGGGACCAAGAGGAAGGCUGAAUCGCUGUAUCAUCAGCAGCUGCAGGCGGCCGCCGAGGACGGUCAGCCUUUGCACGCGGGCCCCGGUCGGCAUCCCACCAAAACGACGAGCUCGUCCACUUCUUCCAAGCACAAGCGAAACAAGUCCAAACACGAGGCCGAAACCGGCUCCGUGUGCGCUACCGCCGCGCCGCCAGCAGUGGGCGCCAUCAAGCCUCUGGUGGAGUACGACGACAUCAGCUCCGACUCGGACACGUUCCUGGACUCCCCCGCCACCGGGAAACCGGCGAGGAGCGGAGACGCCGAACGCCUAGAGCUGCCGGACUACGGCGAGGCGGGGGUUACCAAAGAGAACAGGGCUCACAAACGCAAGCGCUCCCGCAAGAAGUCCAAAGACCCGAAUAAGGCCAGGGAUUCUGCAGAGAGGACUGAAAGCGGAAAGAAAAGCAGCAAGGACCGGGAGCGAGUGAGCAAAGAGAGCCGGAAAAAGGUCAAGGAGAAGUCAAGCCCAGUCGCGUGCCUUGCGUCUACCUCCAGACGCUCCGGUGAGUCCGCUGCUAAGAGGGCCGGUGACUCGGUCUCAUCAGGUGCGGUGCAGUCCGCGGUCAGUCUCGGGAGCAGCGCCUCCUCUGCGUCCUCCUCCAUCAGCAAGGAAAGUGUCCGCUCAUCAAAGCCUCGGAAAGACAAGCGGAGGAGCGAGGAGUAUGAGGAGGACCGCAGUCAUCGGAAAGCCGCCAAGAGCCACAAGUCGAGCCCUAAAGGAAAGGGCCAGUCCAGAAGAAGUGGAGCGGACAGUCCUUCCACUGCGGAGCACGAGAACAGCUAUUCCUCCAGGCGCAGGGCCGCGAGCCCGAGCCCGUACAGGGAGCCGCCCAGGCGGAGCAGACAGCGGUCUGAGAGCCCCUAUGGAAGGAGGAGGUCUUCUAGCGCUGAGAAGGAUGGAAGUCCGUAUGUAACCAGAAAACUCUCACCUGGAAGUCCCUACGGCAACCGACGCUCAUCCAGCACCAGUCCAGUGUCCAGGCCUUCUCUGCGUUCCCGGAGCCGUUCUCCUCACUACUCCUCUCGCCGCUCCUCUUCCCGUUCUCGCACUAAGAAACAUUCUUUAUAUUCUGGAGGAUCCGGCGGAGGCUCCUCCCACAGCGCUCACCCAGGCAACCGCUCCCCUUCGUCUUCACAUUUGCCGAUCACGUCCAGCCUUGGAGCCGAGCUGACGCGAAAAAAGAAAGAGCGUCAGGCGGCCGCCGCCAAGAACUCGCCCUCGCUCCGCCUGAACACGUCCAAUGUGGCAAAUACACCGGUGAAAAUCACUGAGCCGCCACUAGAGACGGCCCCGCCCCCUGAGCCUCAGAGACCGCCCUCCCCACCUCCAGACAUUGUUACUGCGGAGGAGCCCGCUGUGGUUCCUCCACCCCCUCUCCCGUUAUCCAGUCCUCCUCCGCUACCUCUCUCGUCUCCUCCUCCUCUCCCGGCGCACUCUCCUCCUCCUCUUCCUCUCUCAUCCCCUCCUCCUCUUCCUCUAAACAGCCCUCCGCCAGCUCCUCCUCCCUCAGCGACUGUGACGCCGGUUUCUUCUCGCUCCAAAAGCCCCACACAGAAAUCUACACAAAGUCCCGCCCACAUGAUGAAGACAUCGACACUUCCACCUCUUCCCUUGCCGCCGGUUCUUCUGGGAGACUGCAGGGACAGUCCAAAGAAGAGCAAUCUUUCCCAUAGGUCAUCACGAAAGGACAGGGAGAGGGAGAAGGAGAAGGAGAAAGAAAAGGAAAGAGAGGGCAGGACACGCCUUCUCAGCGAGUUGCCCCUCCCUCCGAUACUUCCUGGAGGAGACCCCUCCCCCCCACAAUCCCCUGCUCGAGCCUCCCCACCGCUUCUGCAGACAUCCUUCAAGAAGAGACCAAAGAUCUGCUGUCCGAGAUAUGGAGAGAGGAAGCAGACUCAAACUGACUGGGGAAAGCGAUGUGUGGAUAAGUUUGACAUCAUCGGCAUCAUUGGAGAAGGAACCUACGGUCAGGUGUACAAGGCAAAAGACAAAGACACAGGAGAGCUGGUGGCAUUGAAGAAGGUUCGAUUAGAUAAUGAAAAGGAGGGUUUCCCCAUCACUGCCAUCAGAGAGAUCAAGAUCCUGAGACAACUGAACCAUCGCAGCGUUGUCAACAUGAAAGAGAUCGUCACCGAUAAACAAGACGCACUUGACUUUAAAAAGGACAAAGGUGCGUUUUACCUGGUGUUUGAGUACAUGGACCAUGACCUGAUGGGGCUGCUGGAAUCAGGACUGGUGUCUUUCUCCCACGAGCAUGUGCAGAGUUUCAUGCGUCAGCUGAUGGAGGGAUUAGAUUAUUGCCACAAGAAGAACUUUCUGCACAGAGACAUCAAGUGUUCCAAUAUCCUGCUAAACAACAGUGGUCAGAUCAAGCUAGCAGAUUUUGGUUUGGCUCGUCUCUAUAACUCUGAGGAAAGUCGACCAUACACUAAUAAGGUGAUCACUCUGUGGUACCGCCCACCUGAGCUGCUACUGGGGGAGGAGAGAUACUCGCCCGCUAUUGAUGUCUGGAGUUGCGGGUGUAUUUUGGGAGAACUCUUCACUAAGAAACCAAUUUUCCAGGCCAACCAAGAGCUUCUGCAGCUUGAGCUGAUCAGUCGUUUGUGUGGUAGUCCGUGCCCUGCUGCUUGGCCAGACGUAAUUAAGCUGCCGUACUUCAAUACCAUGAGACCCAAGAAACAGUACAGACGACGCUUACGAGAGGAAUUUUCCUUUCUGCCCACCUCUGCUCUUGACCUGCUGGACCACAUGUUGACGCUGGACCCCUCGAGACGCUGCACUGCUGAACAGGCCCUGGCCUGCCAAUUCCUGUGUGAUGUGGAGCCCAACAAGAUGCCGCCACCAGAUUUGCCUCAUUGGCAAGACUGUCAUGAGCUCUGGAGCAAGAAGCGGCGGAGGCAGAGGCAAAGCGGAGUGUCUGAGGAUAUCCCUGUUGCCAAAGUUACCCGAAAGGAAACCGCAGGAGCCUCCGCAGGGGAGAACAGCCGGCCGCCCCCGAGCCCACCCCCUCCUCCACCCCCAUCGGCCCAUCCUGCACCGGCGAACAUCACAGCCAUUGAGCUGGAAGGUCUGGGAGCCGCAGCGGAGCAGUUGAACCAGACUGAGCUGGCGGUGCUGCUGAACUUGCUCCAGGGCCAAUCAGACAAUCUGAGCAUCCCACAGAUGGCGGAGUACCUCCGCAGCUCCUCCUCUGAAGCCUCCACAUCAGUGCUGUCCCGCACCCCUGAACCUGACGCCGCACAGCAGCUUGAACUGCUCAGCCAGCUCUCCACCCUUAUCCAGUCCUCUAGUGUCCCGCAGCAGUCACAGGUCCCGCAGGAAGACCAGACCGGGCUGCUCGCGCUCCUGUUAGAGCAGCUGAUAAAGGCCCCGGAGCCAGGGGCGGAGCGGGCAGACGAAAGCAACGGAGUGCGGUCGGACGAGGGCACGGCGCGGGGCGGCUCCGCUUCCGUCGUGAGCGGCGAUCGCGAGGAUCCUGCAAAACACGCUCACGGUGUUACUUCAGACGUAGCGGCGACCCUUCUCCAGCUCAUCUCCCAGCAGGCCUCGGACCGCACACCCGCUCCUGCAGACCCGCGUCCCUCGUCUCCUCGGAGCGCCACCCCCCCUCCGGCCUCCCCGCCCGACGCUGCUACGGAAACUCAGUUCAGCCAGGACCAAGACCUGCGGUACACCCUGGGAGGAGCCGCUGGCCCUUCCUGAAACCUUGCUCUGAACUUUAUCUCUUGGUUGUCUUUUUUUUUUACUCGAUGUGCUUUACCCGUUAAACUUCCGUUGACUACUUAUUAAUGUGAUUCUUUCUUCCGUUAAAGGAAAAAGUGAAUGUUAAA
Messenger RNA from Pimephales promelas (fathead minnow), 4693 nucleotides. RefSeq names its product cyclin dependent kinase 12 (gene cdk12). Gene Ontology annotation, cellular component: cyclin/CDK positive transcription elongation factor complex; nucleus. Gene Ontology annotation, biological process: protein phosphorylation; positive regulation of transcription elongation by RNA polymerase II. Gene Ontology annotation, molecular function: cyclin binding; RNA polymerase II CTD heptapeptide repeat kinase activity; ATP binding. NCBI's taxonomy places the organism in Eukaryota, Metazoa, Chordata, Actinopteri, Cypriniformes, Leuciscidae. The record is from RefSeq and is a predicted model, not a curated record.